GAAUCGUUGAGUUUAUGGAGCGAAUUUUGUCUUUUUUGUCAUCGUUGUUGUCUUAUUGACAAUUCAUCCACGCACAGUUUAAGUUUUUUUCAGGUUUAUUCAAUUUUGGCGGUGGAAUUGUCGAUCUAAUGUAGGUAACUUCGUGAUAAAACCUAACUCGGCCGAACUGGCAAACGUACGGGUCUUUGAACAUUCGGGAUUUUCAACUUUUGGCGUGUCUGAAGUUCCCGGACGUGGAUUUCAUCGGAGCUCGAAAUUCGAAAUUAUUUUUGUUUUGGCUCACCGGAAGUAAAACAGAAAAUAAUGGAAGUGGAUGGAACUAACACCCAAGACGAGUUAAGUGGAGUUUCUCUGCAACACGAAGCGGCUUGUACAGUAGACGCAAAGGCGCUUGAGGAAAAUGGCGGAGAUCUAGCCUUCACUCCUACGUUUUCGCCAGAUGGUCCUGUUACAACUCUUGCUGAGCUAUCGGGAGUAAAGAGGAAGCACACUGAUCAAACAGAUGAACAAGUAAAUAAACAUCUCCAUCUUGACCCUGAGAGUUCAGAUGGGUUUGCUGACUUGGCAACUCUCGUCAGUAUGUCCUCUUCUGUUUCACUCGCUGUUUCUCAGGAGGUAGCCUCUCAGACAUUCACCAAUGCCACCAUUGACAACACUGGUCAGCUUGCUCCUCUCUCAGCUCAAGAAGCAGCAAAUGCAACAUUAACAUUGUCCGCAGCUGUUGCAGCACUUGCCGCAGGUCAGCUUACUCAGGAGUCAUCAAUCGUUCCAGCCUCCCAGCCAGUUGUUGUCAGUGACAACAAUAAUUCAGUCAACCAAGCUUGGUUUACCACUAAGGAGGACAAAGAUAAUCUUCAUGGCAAAGGUGUGAAGUGGAGGCAAGGAAUGUGGUCUAAAGAGGAGAAUGAACAGCUUAAAGAGAACAUUCUUGAGUACUGCAAGGUGAACAACAUCCCAGAUCCAAAUAUAAUCAUAUUUGAAAUGACUAAAGAUGAUCGAAAGGAUUUCUACAGAACAAUUGCAAAGGGAAUAAGACGUCCUUUAUUUGCCAUAUACCGUCGUGUUCUUCGCAUGUACGACAGGCGAAAUUAUAUAGGAAAAUACUCUUCAGAGGAGGUGGAGCAACUAAAAUCUUUGAAAGAGAAACAUGGUAACGACUGGGCUACAAUUGGGGCUGCCAUGGGCCGGAGUGCGUCAUCUGUCAAGGACAGAUUCAGGCUUAUGAGAGAACACUGUCAUUCUGGCAAGUGGACUGUAGAGGAGGAGCAGAGACUUUCCAAUGCAGUACAUGAACUUAGCAGUGCAGCCUCUGGGGAUUUCAUUACAGCUGGGAUAUCUUGGGCAGCUGUUGCUGAGAGAGUGGGCACAAGAUCAGAAAAGCAAUGCCGCUCCAAAUGGUUAAAUUAUUUAAACUGGAAAGAAAAAGGAGGACAAGAAUGGACAAAACAGGAUGAGAUUCAACUCAUUACCAGAAUCCACGAAAUGAAUCUUCAGGAUGAGAAUGAUUUAGAUUGGCAGGUGAUGGCAAGCAAUUGGUCCAGCGUCCGUUCCCCUCAGUGGCUUAGAAGCAAGUGGUGGGCGUUGAAAAAACAUGUUCCUGAAAGUGAUAUGGGGACAUUUGAAGCUAUAGUUUCUUUUUUAUUCCACAACUACAUCCCAACACUGCAAAACAAAAUAGAAAGACAAGAAGCUCGCUUUAAAGGAACUCAAUUGCCACGGGUGUCCCUAGUUCCCAGUGCAAGACCAGUUCAUGUAAACCCCAUAUCGACAGGAACUAUUACAAACUCGGGAAUUUCUCACACAAUAACAGUCACUAGUGAUGGAACAGUAUCAAGAGAAGACGACACAUCUCCUCUCACUACCAGUCACAAUAGAUUCGAAGUGGUACAGGUCAAUGCACUUACACCACAAGAUAUGUUUCACACUGCGUCCGCUGUUCAAGGGACACCGUCAUACAUCAUACAAGCGCCGGCAGGACAGACCUACAUUAUUCAGCAGCCGGCUGGAAGUUUAGUGAGGCAGGCGCACACGGGAGAACUCACCUCAGGAUCUGACGGAAUUGAUACUAGUCAACAUGACCAGGAGGUAGUGACUGUUCUCCAGGCCCAUCACGCCGUUCAAACCCUCCCAGAGGUUGGACCCGAGUUUACUCAAGCCAUUGUACAAACAGACAUUUCCGGUCCCAUUACAGCAUCGGAACUGACCAACGCAGGUCUAAGUCAUACGAAGUUUGUAAAACCUGCCGCCGAUUUGCAAACAUCUGUGGUGUCACAGGGCGAUGGUAGCCAUGCCACAGUCGACCAGACCAGCCUAGAGGCUGUCCAGACUGUAGACACCCGUCAGUUGGGAGGCCACCAGAGUCUGGUGCAAGAUGAGCUCCAGGUGGAAGCAUCCAAUGCGAAAGAAGGUGGGAGCAAACAGACUGCUUUGCCGCAUCACCCAACAUCGGGUAGAGACGAGGAUAGCAAUGUAGCUAGCACAAAUCAGGCUUUCACCAGUCCUCCAUUUCAGGGUCCGGCGGCAAUCGCCCAGACGUUAGACGGAACACACCUCCCAGACAGGCCAGUAGUACACAUGCAUCAAGUUGGCCCGGAAAACAGGGACGUCAUCGUCAGCCCAGAUCCCUUGGGGGACGUACACGUCACAGUUAUGUCAAACAUAGAGACAGGUCUUCCUGCUACUUUAUCGCCAUCACCCGCUAUGACACUUCCACAGCAUACACUAAGCCGCACUAGCAAUGCCAAUGAGUUAUCUGUGAACGUAAUGGUUCCUCAGGUCACUCUACCAGAUGAGAUACUUCAGUCGCAGUCAGACGAACCUUCUGUUUUAUCCCCAGCUGAAUCGACUAAUGUGAUGAUGGUUACCGAAAACCCCAUGUCUGUCACUUCGACUCUUCCCUCUCAAAUCCUUCAGUCACAAACUGAUGAAAACACGAACCUGUCCGACCCCACUCCCACGUCUAACAGUACCGUUCCUACUGGAAUAAGUGUUGAUGGCCCUCUCGGCAAUGUGGUGACUGUCCAGGGUGCCCUUGGGCAUCCGGGAGAUAUUAUGGAUGCCAGUGAUGUAUUGCUGCAUAUUUCAUUGCCUAUUUCCGAUCCGUCUGUUACUUCAGAGAAGCAAGAUUGUUCUACAGAAACCUAAACUUCAGAGAUUCAUCCUUUUACCCACAAGAUCUAAAUAUAAAUUCUCAGCUCUGUCUUCCACACAUUUCUUUAAUUUAAGCUUUGAAAAUUUAGCAGUAAAUCAAACACCCUCAGGGUGAUAUUUUCUCUCCUCUCAUUGCCUUUCUACUUGAAAAUCUAUUCAUAUUGCAAAGAGUAAUUUUUCUUUUUGCCCACCUCUGGGAAUGAAAAGAUUGCCAAACCUGUAAGGAGGCUCCUUAAGCAUCCAAACCACAUAACUUUCUAGUAAGACAUUAGCUUUUAACUAGUGAAGAAUUUAAAAGACUUGCUGUGCGAGAACAAUAAAAAUAAAUUCUGGUGACUCAGAAA
Pocillopora damicornis (cauliflower coral) is the source of this 3494-nucleotide messenger RNA. RefSeq lists its product as uncharacterized. Gene Ontology annotation, molecular function: RNA polymerase II cis-regulatory region sequence-specific DNA binding; DNA-binding transcription factor activity, RNA polymerase II-specific. Lineage: Eukaryota; Metazoa; Cnidaria; Anthozoa; Scleractinia; Pocilloporidae. Gene Ontology annotation, cellular component: nucleus. The record is from RefSeq and is a predicted model, not a curated record. Gene Ontology annotation, biological process: regulation of transcription by RNA polymerase II.